CAGAAGCAGAGAAAAGAGAGACAGCGAAGGAAAUUUUUGAUUUUUCUCGCGAAAAUUCGCCCAAGUAUUUUCUUCUUCCUCUUCCUCCCAGGUUGUACCUAUCAAUCGCCAUGAAUGCUGUUGCCACAGCUGCAGCUCUAUCUCUGCCCAUCUCGCUCUGCAAGUCAUCCAGGAUAAGUACGAGGAAGGGUGUGAAGGGUGGCCUGAGAGUGGUUGCUGUAUUUGGGGAGGAAGGUGAGCUGGUGGAGGAGAAGAAGAGUAUCUGGGGCCCUUUGUUCGAUGUUGAAGAUCCAAGGUCGAAGGCACCCCAGUGUAAGGGGAAGUUCAUGGAUGUGAAUCAAGCACUUGAAGUGGCCAGAUAUGAUAUUCAAUACCUCGACUGGAGGGCCCGCCAAGAUGUACUCACCAUCAUGCUGCUCCAUGAGAAGGUAGUUGAAGUCCUAAAUCCUCUAGCCCGUGAGUACAAGUCGAUUGGCACUCUUAAGAAGGAUCUGGCUGGGCUGCAAGAGGAAUUAGCACAAGCUCAUAGACAGGUUCAUAUAUCAGAGGCGAGGGUUGGCACAGCUUUGGAUAAGCUAGCCUACAUGGAGGCUCUAGUAAAUGAUAGGCUAUUGCAAGAUAGAACUACCACAGAGACCAAUGAAGCUCCGCCCUCUCCCAGCACUUCCACACAGUCUCUCAAUGCCGUAAAAGGGAAGCCGCCUCGGAAAAGCUUGAAAGUGUCUGGCCCAGUUCAACCUUACCAUCCCAACUUGAAGAACUUCUGGUAUCCAGUGGCCUUCUCCACUGACCUUAAGGAUGAUACCAUGAUUCCUAUUGAUUGCUUUGAGGAACCAUGGGUUAUUUUCAGAGGAAAAGACGGUAGACCGGGAUGUGUACAGAACACCUGUGCCCACAGGGCAUGCCCUCUUCACCUCGGUUCAGUUAAUGAGGGACGGAUUCAGUGCCCUUAUCAUGGGUGGGAGUACACAACAGAUGGGAAAUGCGAGAAGAUGCCAUCGACCCGUUUACUCGAUGUGAAAAUCAGAUCAUUGCCCUGUUUUGAGCAAGAAGGAAUGAUCUGGAUUUGGCCUGGUGAUGACCCUCCAGCAGCUACUCUUCCCUCUUUAUUGCCGCCUCCUGGAUUCCAAAUCCAUGCCGAGAUAGUAAUGGAGCUUCCAGUGGAGCAUGGACUGCUUCUUGAUAACCUUCUGGACCUUGCUCAUGCCCCGUUCACUCACACUUCGACUUUUGCUAAGGGCUGGACAGUCCCAAGUUUGGUGAAGUUCCUGACCCCUGCAUCAGGCCUCCAGGGCUACUGGGACCCGUACCCGAUAGACAUGGAAUUUAGACCACCUUGUAUGGUCUUAUCCACCAUUGGUAUAUCGAAACCUGGGAAACUGGAAGGACAGAGCACCGAGCAAUGUGCAACUCAUCUCCACCAACUCCAUGUUUGUCUGCCUUCAUCAAGGCAGAAGACGAGGUUGCUGUAUAGAAUGUCUUUGGACUUUGCUCCCCUGCUGAAGCAUAUUCCUUUUAUGCAAUAUCUAUGGAGGCAUUUUGCAGAGCAGGUGUUAAAUGAGGAUUUGAGACUAGUGGUUGGGCAGCAGGAGAGGAUGCUCAAUGGGGCGAACAUAUGGAAUUUGCCGGUUUCGUACGACAAGCUGGGAGUAAGGUACAGGCUAUGGAGGAAUGCAGUCGAGCGAGGGGCCAAGCGAUUGCCAUUCAGCAAGCAGUCGGUGUGAAGUCAUUCAUGAUGGGUCCCGGUCUUGUUUUCCGACUCAUUGAGAGCUAAUUCCUCCUGUGCAGCAGCAGGGGUGACCCCGUUCUCUGCUUUCGAUGCUCCUUAGCACUGAACGAUUGGAGAUAACUGAAACAAGGCAAAUCGGCUAGGAACUGUGAAUUGUCCGAGGCACAGGAAUAAAUAUGUCUCUUGAAGGAAAUCAACCAUCAUAAGUCGAAAGACGAAACCUCACAACCUGAUUUUUUUCCCUCCCGGGUUUCUCGUGUAAAGUUUUUUUUUUUUUUUCUUACUCCUCUCUGUGAGGGGUUUUCAUUGCGAUUGGAAAACCAUGACCCCAUUAAUGUAGCUUUUUGUAAUGGAGCUUCUUGUAUGUAUGAUAGUGAAGAGUAUUGAUACUACGAUUUUAUAUUG
Molecule: messenger RNA, 2134 nt
Organism: Punica granatum (pomegranate)
Lineage: Eukaryota; Viridiplantae; Streptophyta; Magnoliopsida; Myrtales; Lythraceae
Source: RefSeq, a predicted model, not a curated record